Cladophialophora immunda is the source of this 1997-nucleotide messenger RNA. RefSeq lists its product as uncharacterized. Gene Ontology annotation, molecular function: linear primary-alkylsulfatase activity; protein dimerization activity. The record is from RefSeq and is a predicted model, not a curated record. Gene Ontology annotation, biological process: dodecyl sulfate metabolic process. Bases 1 to 1956 code for a protein of 651 amino acids. Lineage: Eukaryota; Fungi; Ascomycota; Eurotiomycetes; Chaetothyriales; Herpotrichiellaceae. The transcript has a single exon.
AUGACUGUGCCAACGCUGGGUGGCCCUUCCUUUGCGGACAGGCAGGACUACGACGAUGCCUCUCGCGGCUUCAUCGCAGCUUUGAGCCCGUGCAUCAUCACAGCCCAGGACGGCCGCGUCGUGUGGAACAAUGACCAGUAUAGGUUUCUCGAGGAGGAAUGUCCGCCGACCGCCGAACCCCGGCUAUGGCGACAAGGCCAGUUAUGCCUGAAGCAAGGCCUUUUCAGGGUGACCGACGGUAUCUACCAGGUCCGAGGCUUUGAUAUUUCCAACCUGACUCUCGUGGAAGGGGAAAAGGGCGUGAUAGCUAUCGACCCCUUGGUGUCCUGCGAGUGUGCUUCGGCGGCACUGGCAUUCUACCGGGAGCACCGUGGCCCCCGUCCGAUUACUGGCUUGGUCUUCUCUCAUUCGCAUGCAGACCACUUUGGCGGAGCGCAGGGGAUCUUGGACUCGGCAACGACCGAAGGACUCGCCGCGACGACCGCGAGUCCCUCUCAUAUCCCUAUCAUUGCUCCCGAGGGCUUUCUCGAGGAAGCUAUCAGCGAGAAUGUGUACGUCGGCCCGGGCAUGAUGCGUCGGGCAGGGUACAUGUAUGGCAGGCAUCUUGAGCCCGGACCGGAGGGCUUCAUCGGGUGUGGUUUGGGAAUCGCUGGAUCCUGGGGUACACGCUCGUUGAUCCCGCCCAACGUCUCCAUUACCCGCACCGGAGAGGAACUUGUCGUCGACGGUGUGAGGAUCAUCUUCCAGCUCGUCCCAGAAACAGAGGCACCAUCCGAGAUGAACUUUUAUUUCCCGGAUUGUCGGGCCCUGCUGAUUGCAGAGUGUGCCACCCACUGUAUGCACAACAUCAUCACGCUCCGCGGAGCCCUGGUUCGUGACUCCAAAGCGUGGUCGGCUUAUCUGGACGAGACGAUGGUUCUGUAUUGCCAGGACGUCGAUGUUCUUCUCGCCAGCCACCACUGGCCAACCUGGGGCCGGAGCAAUGUCAUCACUCUCAUAUCGGAGCAAAGGGACUUCUACGCGUACCUGCACGACCAGACCAUCCGCAUGAUGAACGAUGGUCUGACGGGGAUCGAGAUUGCAGAAAAACUGACGCUCCCGCCCCGGCUGCAGCAGGCAUGGCAUCUACAAGGAUACUAUGGUUCCAUCAGCCACAACGUCAAGGGGAUUUACCAGCGCUACCUCGGCUGGUUUGACGGUAAUCCAGCCCAUCUCUGGCAACAUCCGCCGGCCGAAGAAGGCCAACGAUACAUCAGGUGCAUGGGCGGCGCCGAUGAGGUGGUCGCCACGGCCCGGAUCUUUGCACAAGAGGGUGAUCUCAGAUUUUCGGCCACUCUGUUGAGCCAUGUCAUUGCCGCCGAGCCUGAACAUGCAGAGGCCCGGGCGGCCCUUGCUUCGGUAUACAAGCGGCUGGCAUACGCCACCGAGAACGCGACGUGGCGCAAUUUCUACCUGACCGGCGCGCAGGACAUGGAACAGGGCGCCCGCCCGGAGCGCGCCAUAGAGUAUUUCAUCCCUACGCUGCCGGUCGAUCAAUGGUUGACUAGUCUGGCGGUGCUCAUAGACGGGCCAAGGGCAGGACAAGAGUCGGCUCCCAUUAUCAUCGAGAUAUGCGUGCCCAGCGAACAACAACGUUGGAGGCUGACGCUGAGCAAUGGCGCGCUCACUCACCGGCGCCAACCAACGGAACACAAGACCUUCGUGGGCGAUCCUGCUGGCCUCACCAUGACAUUGGACAAGGAAGACCUGCUGCGAAUGCUCAACGGGCGGGUCGAAGAGGUGCUCCAGGACGGAAAGAAAUGGACUGGUGACUUGCACCUGUUUGUAAAGCUGUUGGCUCUGACAUCAACGACGCAACGAUCGUCUACGGUCGCCAGUGUUCCGACCCACGGAGCUGAAAGCAACGGUCUCGGCAGCUACGGCGCCGAAGUCCAUGGUGUUGGAAGUAAGUUGUAAUGUUAUCACCGCGCCCGACGUUGAUGUUCGAGGCUAGUUCC